AUGCUGCUGCUGAUUUCACUGUUGCUUAUUGGACUCAACUGCUUGCUGGGAGCCCCGACAGGUCGAGAGGUCUACAGGAUGCCCCAGAGUGCACUUAAAGCUCUGUCUGACCGAGGCACUGUCGCUCUAGAGGCUGCAAUGACGAGUGCUCUGUCCGCUCUCGAGCGUGCAUCAUCUGAGAGGAGUCGGGCUGAGGCAGGCUGCAGGGGCUGUGUUCCCUGUCUGUUUCAGGACUGUGGACAGUUGUCUGGAUCCUGCUCUUCUCCUGGCAAUGCCUUAUCAGAGCCCAACUGUGAUGUCAUCAGUAAGGCCCAGAAGCUUCAAAAUGAAGCUGAGCGGAGUUGGGCUCUGAGUCAGGCCUGCGCGUACUAUCAGCACCGCUGCCCACCUGGUGAACAGGACAAAGAGACCUGCAUCCGGAUCAUGGGUGAGAGUUGCAGCGCCCGUGUCCUUCAGUGCAGCCUGCUCAACACAAUGCAGAACCUGGAACCUGCCACACUGACACAUGCACAAGCAGUGUGUGGUCAGAGGUCAUCCACAGUACAAAACAUCACACAGCCUCGCUCUCGGAUUGUGGGUGGCUCGCCUGCUCCUCCAGGCAGCUGGCCCUGGCUGGUCAACCUCCAGCUCGAUGGUGGCCUGAUGUGUGGAGGGGUCUUGGUGGACAGCUCCUGGGUUGUCACUGCUGCUCAUUGUUUCGCGGGCAGCCGAAGUGAGAGCUACUGGACAGCCGUGGUGGGGGAAUUUGACAUCACAAAGACUGAUCCUGAUGAGCAGGUUCUCAAAGUGAAUCGCAUCAUCCCUCAUCCUAAGUUCAAUCCAAAGACAUUUAACAACGACAUAGCCCUGGUGGAGCUGACAUCCCCAGUGGUCCUGUCCGGCCGUGUCACUCCGGUGUGUCUCCCCUCUGGCAUGGAGCCCCCUACUGGCAGUCCAUGUCUGGUGGCAGGCUGGGGCUCCCUCUAUGAGGAUGGCCCAUCUGCUGAUGUGGUGAUGGAGGCCAAGGUGCCCCUGCUGCCUCAGAGCACCUGUAAGAGUGCGCUUGGCAAAGAACUGGUCACCAAUACGAUGCUGUGUGCUGGAUAUCUCUCCGGAGGCAUAGACUCCUGUCAGGGAGAUUCUGGAGGCCCCCUGAUCUACCAGGACCGCAUUUCAGGUCGAUUCCAGCUCCACGGCAUCACCUCCUGGGGGGACGGCUGUGGGGAGAAGGGCAAGCCCGGAGUCUACACACGGGUGUCUGCUUUCUCUGACUGGAUUCAGGCUGAGAUACAGAAGUCAUUUGGAAGCAGGGAGCCAACAUGUCCGGAGCUUCUGAAGACAACAGAAAUGACAGAAGAGGAACAGAGGUCGGAGUUCAGCUCUCUCUGUCACUUCUAUACCCUGACCUGCCCAUCUGGUCAGUCUGCUAGUGCUUGCAGCAGAAUGGCAGAGGACAAGUGCCUCACUCGCUUUAAGAAAUGUCAGCUACGUUCCUUCCUUCAAACCCUGUUGGACUUGCUCCAAAGGGCCGAGGACUACAUCCGGGACAAAGUUGACUUGACCUUCUUCACCCAGACUCUGCCUCAGCUUGUGGAGCACAUCUACAGCACAGCUUUCGCUCACACCAGAGAGAGGAGGGACCUAGGCCAUGGUCACACACAGAUUAAAGAACAGCAAGGUGGAGCUGUGGGACCAGCUGAGCAGGGUCCUUCUCCUGCUCCACCAGCCUUAUUCAGAGACGUGGGACCCUCGGUGGAUGACUGGGAGAAAUACCUUAGAAACAUAGCCGAGGACCUGGACAAACGACAUGCUGACUCAUCCACUGACAUCUCCUCCACACCAACAAGACAGGAGGACAAGCUGUUUUUACAGACAGAGGACGCCUCAGUGCAUCAGCUGGCGGGAGAAUUUCGAUCUGUUAUCUCAGCUCUGCGCUCCAAACUGAACUUAAGAGCUGCUCCUCCGAUCCUGCACUUGGACACAGUCUACCUCCAGGAGGAUUCUCCCAAUGCUCCCUCUUUAACCGCCUCUUCCACUGGAGCACCAAUCCACACUACUUCCUCCUCCUCCGCUGAGGAACCCCGUAAGCCGUGGUCACUUCUAACAGCCCUGAUGAGUGAAAUGCAGAAAUUAAGUGCACAAGAUGAAAUUGUGACAGAAGAUGCAUCACAAAGUGACACUGAUGUGGAAUGGAGCACCACAUCAGAGGAUUUUACCUUUGUUAACAGCGGAGAAGGAACAGACUCAAAAUCUUCAGCGCCUCCGCCUCCAGUGCAGUCAACAACUGUCGUUCAGCCGGUCACUGAGGGCACUCACACAGAGACGACCCCUGACCCCAGACAAGCUGUCCAUGCCGUCAAGACUUCAAGUGUUCACAGAAAAUACCGGAGCCUGCUUCGCAAGAGGCAGAUACCUGGGGCCAGUGGGAAAAUUUGUCCUGGAGUGAGAGAGUCCUCACAGCAAGUCAGCCAAGUCAGAGACUCUUACAGCUGGGUCUUAAACAUCCCGGGCAAGAACCUACGCAUGAACUUCCAAGAGGUGUUAGUUGAUCUGAGCUCCAAGAAUGAUCGUGGACUUUACCAGGCACGAGUGAGAGCAGUAGUGGGAGGAAAACCUUUGACCUUCUACAGUCUUGUGGGCUUGGAGAAUGAGUCAUUCUACCGCAGUGUGCCAAGGAUCAUCUCUUUGGCACUGGAGGCACUCAAGACUUAACUUUACCAUAACAGCAAGUGAGAUGAUGACAUGAAACAUAAAAGACUCAAGCGAGAGAUGAUAGCUCAAAGACUCUGAAAGAGACCUGUUUGCACCAGAAAAGCCUCGACAUGGGACAGAGAGACGCAAAUAAAACGCACACUCGCUCAAACUUCUGCUGCCGUCUCCUGUGAAAAGCAUUUUUUUUGUUUUCCCCAUCUGAGAUUCUCAGUUUGGCUCUAAGUGAAAACACUACCAUGAAUGUAUCAAUCUAACUAUUGCCCACCCAUCAUGCCACAGGAUUUCUUUCUUUCUUUCUUUUUUUUAAUAAUGUGGUUGGAGACGCAGCUUUGCCUAAUUUAUGAAUCUGUACAAAUGAUAAGUUAUUCAUGUUUGUCUUUUGCAAAGGUUAAGCCUCUUGUGAAGCACACAGACUGUAUAUAUUAAUUCUUACCUUAUUCU
Molecule: messenger RNA, 3132 nt
Organism: Plectropomus leopardus (leopard coralgrouper)
Lineage: Eukaryota; Metazoa; Chordata; Actinopteri; Perciformes; Serranidae
Gene: prss56
Product: serine protease 56
Biological process (GO): proteolysis
Molecular function (GO): serine-type endopeptidase activity
Source: RefSeq, a predicted model, not a curated record